AAAAGGCAAAAAGGAAUGAAAAAGAGAGAAAGAAAAAAUAUGUACGAGCAUCUGAAUGCAAAAAGCCGAAGAGGAAAAAGGGCAAAUUACAAGCAUAUUCUGCUCGAUGAUUAGGGUUUUGAUAUCGGCAACUAAAAGGACUGAUUUCGCUAUCAAAUUUGCGAAUCAGUGACGCUUUGCCUUUUUCUUUAUUCUCUUCUACACAAUCCCUAAAACUUUCAUAGAAGCAAAAGCAAAUGCAAAAGAAUGAUACUGAUACCUGCUGAUUCUUUCAAUUAAGCAGAUAUGCUGCCUGCUCAUUAUUCUGAUCCAACGCAGAAGAAGAGGGGAAGCUUAGAGCUUAUAUAGAGGAGAACUGGAGAUGGGUAUAUGCAUAAAGUAAAACCCUAGUUUUAAAUUUUUCCAAUUUAGAUUUUGAGUUCGGAAUUGCCGAGUAAAACCCAAUUAUUCGGGCUCAAUUGGGCCUGGAAAAUGAAACCUCAACCCUGUUGGAGCCCAUUCUCGAUUAAAACCCCAUGGCAUGACACAGCAUAAACCCUCGCUCAAGAGCUAGCGCAAUUUCUCUCUCUCCAUGUCCAGAAAGAAUCAGAUUCAGAGUGAUGAUGGCAUCACUAGCUUCUUCCAUUUCCAAAGCCCUAACGAAAAGGGUCAGUGCUAAUGUUGUUGUUGGUGGUGGUAGUGGGGCCAUUUCUUCCCUGCCAAAGCAUUGGGCUCUUUCAUCUUCCUUGCUUUGUACCUUAGCCGCUGCCGUCUCCACCUCCCCUGCGUCUGACGCUCCUUCUACUUCCUUUCCUCAACCUCAAGGAUGUAAUUUGCAAGAAAAAGAGAGAGGCUCGAGAUGGUCCAAAUGGUUGCUAUUUCUACCUGGAGCUAUCACUUUUGGCCUUGGAACUUGGCAGAUUUUCAGAAGGGAAGAAAAGAUUAAAAUGCUGGAUUAUAGACAAAAGAGAUUGGAAAUUGAACCUGUGAAUUUCAAUGACUUAUCGCCAUCAAGUGAGCUAUUGGAUACUUUGGAGUUCAGGAGAGUGGCAUGCAAAGGUUUUUUUGAUGAGAAGAGAUCAAUCUAUGUGGGUCCACGUUCUAGAAGCAUAUCUGGAGUGACUGAAAAUGGUUACUAUGUCAUUACACCGCUAAUGCCAAUCCCCAACAACCCUGAGAGUGUGCAGUCACCAAUUCUGGUGAAUAGAGGAUGGGUCCCUCGUAUUUGGAAGGAAAGAUCCUUGGAAAUUUCACAACAUGUUGAACCACCUUCAGAUAUAAAAUCCUCAUCUUCUCAAGAGAGCGAACGAAGCUCAUGGUGGAGGUUUUGGUCCAAGAAGCGAAAAGUUAUUGAGGAUCAAAUCCCAGCUGUCACUCCUGUAGAAGUUGUUGGAGUGGUUCGAGGGAGUGAAAAGCCUAGCAUUUUUGUUCCAGAAAAUGCUUCAAGCUCUGGCCAGUGGUUCUAUGUUGAUGUUCCAGCAAUCGCUCGAGCUUGUGAGCUUCCUGAGAAUACUCUCUAUGUGGAAGACAUCAAUGAAAAUGUUAGUUCAGCAUGCCCAUACCCUCUUCCAAAGGAUGUCAAUACCUUGAUACGCAGUUCAGUCAUGCCACAAGACCAUCUAAAUUAUACAUUGACAUGGUAUUCUCUAUCUGCUGCUGUUGCAUUUAUGGCUUUCAAGAGACUAAGGCCAAAAAGAAGCCGGAGAUAGCGAUUCUGUAGUGUAAGAAAUAUACGUUUUCUGAUCAACUUCCUAUCCUAAAUUUCAUGGCAAGAAUUUGAUUGAAGAUCAUGAAGCUGCUCAAUACAUUGAUCUUCAUUAUGAAUCCUAGGCAACUUAAAGAAAUUCUUUUGUCAGGUCUAUUGAACUGGGAAAUAUUCCUGGCAUCUUGCAAUAUUGAUGGUUUAUCAUUUGCAGAUAUGCAAAAAUUUUUGGUUAAAGCUGCUUUCAGCUUGGGUUUUUUUUACUUGUUAAAUUUAUGUAGGCAUGAAUAAUGUACAUUUUGGUUUAACUGAGAUGAGCCAAGAUCCGUUAGUGAAAGAAUGUGACAAGUGACAACUAUCCCAUCUAGUUGACAUUUAAGAUCACAUUGAGCAUGUAUUGUUGUUCAAUAA
Molecule: messenger RNA, 2092 nt
Organism: Hevea brasiliensis (rubber tree)
Lineage: Eukaryota; Viridiplantae; Streptophyta; Magnoliopsida; Malpighiales; Euphorbiaceae
Product: surfeit locus protein 1
Exons: 6
Coding region: 600-1688 (362 amino acids)
Cellular component (GO): membrane
Source: RefSeq, a predicted model, not a curated record